CCGCACGAUUCGCUUGUCGAUUGCACGUCGUGCGCAGAUCCCUUAAUGGAGUUUUUACCUUUCGGCUCCUCUAGUUUCCAGACCCCUCCGCCACCUCCUCCACCCCCUAAAUCAGCAUAAUGCGGGCGACGCAACUCGGAUCGUGGUAUAUAUAAACCUGCAAUGGUCAGCCAAAAUCGAUUCAUUUCGUGUGAAAGUGUCGCGGAGAAGUGACUUAAUACGGAAAUCGAAAACGGAAGAAAGCAUAUCGCGAGAAAAUGUUAAAUAUUUCAAAAAUACCUUGGAUAUGUGUUCUGAUGUGUUUUGGUGCUCCAGCGCUUGGAAGUUUCCAUCAUGAACCAGCGGCGGUGGGCGUACCCGUGGGAGUUCCCGUUCCAGUGCCAGUUCCUGUGCCUUCUCCAUAUCCGGUUCCAUCUCCAGUGGCGGUACCUGCUCCAGUAGCAGUACCCGUUUCCGAUACCGUCACCGUGCCAGCGGCCUUUAGUGCCCAUCAAGGAUUUACCUACGGAGCUGUAGAUCACUAUGGUCCGCCACCUCCGGCGAUCUUUAAAUAUGCUACAUCCUAUGCGGCACCACAGCCGGUUAUUAAGUACUCCCUUGGACCUCCAGUGACCACUACCACCACCACCUACACCGGAUUUGCAGCACCGGCACCACCAGCCGUUCAUUAUGCUGCAGCAGUACCUCCACCACCACCACAGUUUAUAGCCCGGUUUGCUCCGCCACCCACUGGCUACCAGUUUGCAGCUGCUGCCCCGUCCUACGGCAGGUACAAACUCCACUUUGGGUCACCACCUCAUCAUUCUCCGGCUGCUGUCUAUGGAGCUCCCCCUCCUGUAGCAUUUAGCACUCAGGGCUGGUAACUCGAGAAGCGCCAGCUGGGCUCCGGCUCAUUAUGCAUAACUAUGAAUGAUAAUUUCCUCAAAUUAGCAAUUAAUUAAAUCUAAAUAAUGUUGUUAUGCUUCGUAUUAUACGCGACUCGUGAAUUUAUGCGAAGAACGCGAAGCGUAGCGAUUAAAUUAUGCUUAUGUCAAUACCCAUAAAUAAUUCAGAUGUUUUCAUGGCUCGAAGUUAUUUUUUGGCUCAGCCAAUUUUGGCCAAAGGCGAGGCUUGACUUUGAGAGGGCCCAGAAAAAUGCAUAAAUAAUAUAAAUUUUCCGCUAUUAAAGCUAUGACUACGGCUCAACUGACCUAAGUCAAUGAAUGAAAGAGGGAAAUAGCGGAGAUAUCCGUCAAUUGGGUCAACAGUUUAAACUUUAAAGAGCUUUUGAGUUCACGGAUAGACAGCUUGAUUACACUACAAAUAUUGUUAUUAAACAAAUAAAUCAAGUAAAUUGUCUGUUUCCGUAUUUCAGUUUGAACACUAAUAUAUUUGGGUGCCGGCUUAACAUUUAAAUUUAAUGUUCAAGAAGACAGAACUGUAUUUGUCCACUUUAAAAUAUUAAUUGGGUCUUUUUAUCUUUGAAUUAAAAUACAUAAGUAUUUUCUUAGAUACCUCCAUAUAAGCCAAUAAAUCAAGCUAUCAAAUUAUAAACAACACAUUAGCUAACUUACUAGAAACUACAAGAACGAUGUCGUCGAGUUCUUCGACUAUCAGAUACCCACUACUCAGCUAGUGGGCGAAUGAAGAAGAAAUUUAACAUUUUCUAGUGAAAUAAAAAAAAAUCAAUAUGUAAGUUUG
Molecule: messenger RNA, 1680 nt
Organism: Drosophila mauritiana
Lineage: Eukaryota; Metazoa; Arthropoda; Insecta; Diptera; Drosophilidae
Product: leucine-rich repeat extensin-like protein 3
Exons: 2
Coding region: 258-863 (201 amino acids)
Source: RefSeq, a predicted model, not a curated record